AUGAUACUAAUCGACAACCAGAAGUUCGCAUGCUCUGCAUGCAUCAACGGACAUCGCUCUUCUUCGUGCCACCACACUGAUCGCCCGUUAUUUGAGAUCAAGAAGAAAGGCCGGCCAAUAACACAGUGUGCACGGUGCCGAGAGCUACGCAAGACGAGAUCCUACCACUCGAAAUGUUUGUGCGACAAACCUGCCGCCACGCAAAACGAUAACCAGGUAGAUGCAAGUACCGAGGAGAUUCCGGGAAGUAAACGCAAGAAGUCAUCGAGAACUGCUCCGGCUGUACCUUCACUGCCAAACGGUAUCCGAGACAUCCUCGAUAAUAAAAAACCAAACGAUUCGGAACAAAAGGAAGAAUCUCGCAAGCGCUUCAAAGCCAUGCUUAACCCAUGCAAUUGCGGCUGCGAUGAUGCCAAGCGUUGCCGAUGCAACGGUGAAGAUCUUCUGGGUCCUAUUCAAAACCAAGCACAGGGUGGUUCAUGUUGUGCUGAAACUUCCACCUCCGUCGAAACCGAACGGCGCGUUAGCCCAUCCCGCAGACUACUACCCAAGCCAAAGAAAUCAAUACCGCCAACUAAUAAUCGUCAAUCCUCCCAAACUACUACCCCCAUGCCAGGUAGCUGCUGCGCCCCCAAACAUUCGCAACUCGAACUAUCAUCAAAUCAUCAUGGUGCUUCUAUCUUUAUCAAGCCCCUAAGUCUCCCCUUGGAUUCUGCAGGCCCGUCUCUACUCCCCAGUAUCACCACAUGGUCAACGCCUACAUCCAUUCCGACUUUGAAUAAGCAUGUUACUACAACAAUGGACAGCUGCGGAUGUGGCGAAGGCUGCGCUUGUGCAGGGUGCGUGGAACACCGUGGUGCCGUCGCCGCUGCGGCUGCUAUCGCCGCAGGACAUCAUAGCUGCCCGGACCGAUGCGGAACUUGCCAGGAUUUAUCUUCUACAAACAUGCAGGUCUCGAGUCUCACAGGACCCUCUGUCUCUGACGAUAAUUCCAUCGAAGGCCUCCUUGCGCGUGCGAUUGCCAAGCUUCCCCCUCCCCCACCAGGCCAAUUGAGUGUGUUCCAAUCCCAGUCCGGAGGGGAGAGGGUAGCUUUAGUUGUUCUACCACGUGCAGACAAUUCUAACGGUCUUGUAUCCGCUCCGCGCUCGUGCUGCACGCCCACUGUGUCAACGGUACUCCCAACUAACUCAGUGGCACCAAAGCUUAUGCUCCCUCGAAGUCUGAAAAAGCAAACUGCCGGUCAACGGCGCCAAGUGCGCUCCUCUUCUCCAUCAGACGAUGGCCUCACAGAUGCAGAUGCGGAAGGCGAAAGCGAUUCUGGCGAGCUGGAAAUUCCCGUCACUGGGUUGUUGGGCAGACAAACAAAGAGUUGGGCCUAUGCGCAGCUGGAUAUCGAUGUCGAUUUGGAACUUGGCCUAGCCGCAGACGCUAUUGGUAAAUAA
Rhizoctonia solani is the source of this 1443-nucleotide messenger RNA. Its product is annotated as metal-binding regulatory protein cuf1. NCBI's taxonomy places the organism in Eukaryota, Fungi, Basidiomycota, Agaricomycetes, Cantharellales, Ceratobasidiaceae. Gene Ontology annotation, biological process: intracellular copper ion homeostasis; positive regulation of transcription by RNA polymerase II; intracellular iron ion homeostasis. Gene Ontology annotation, molecular function: RNA polymerase II cis-regulatory region sequence-specific DNA binding; copper ion binding; DNA-binding transcription factor activity, RNA polymerase II-specific. The record is from RefSeq and is a predicted model, not a curated record. The transcript is spliced from 5 exons. Gene Ontology annotation, cellular component: nucleus. Bases 1 to 1443 code for a protein of 480 amino acids.